AUGCUGUCGCAAAUCAUCAAGCCUUCCGCUAUGCGGUCUGUCAACGUCCUGGGACAAGUAACCAAGAACCGCGUGCAAGCGCGUUAUCUGGCUUCUGUCCAGUCCAACACCGAUCGCAAGAUCCCCUCUCCUCACCGAACGCCUACCGAGAUCUCCACUGAGAGGGCUACAUUCACAAUUAAGAAUGGCCCCAUCUUUUCCGGAAAGUCUUUCGGUGCCAAAGCCAACAUCUCUGGUGAAGCAGUCUUCACCACCUCGCUUGUUGGAUACCCUGAGUCUAUGACCGACCCCUCCUACCGUGGCCAGAUCCUCGUCUUCACCCAGCCCUUGAUUGGCAACUACGGUGUACCCUCCUCUGCCCGCGAUGAGCACGGUCUCCUACGAUACUUCGAGUCCCCCUACAUCCAGGCUUCUGGUAUUGUUGUCCAAGACUACGCUCUGAAGCACAGCCACUGGACUGCUGUUGAGUCGCUCUCUCAGUGGUGCGCUCGCGAGGGUGUUCCUGCCAUCUCCGGCGUUGAUACUCGUGAGGUUGUAACCUACCUCCGCGAGCAGGGUUCUUCCCUCGCUCGUAUCACCAUCGGCGAGGAAUACGACGCCGAUGAGGACGAGGCCUUCAUCGACCCCGAGGCCAUCAACCUCGUCCGUCGCGUAUCGACCAAGGCACCUUUCCACGUCAGCUCGUCCCUCGGCGACAUGCACGUGGCACUGAUUGACUGCGGUGUCAAGGAGAACAUCCUUCGCAGCCUCGUAUCCCGUGGCGCCAGCGUGACCUGCUUCCCGUACGACUACCCCAUCCAGAAGGUCGCUCACCACUUCGACGGCGUCUUCAUCUCCAAUGGCCCUGGCGACCCAACCCACUGCACACAGACGGUGUACAACCUUCGCAAGCUGUUCGAGACUUCGCAGGUUCCUGUCAUGGGCAUCUGUAUGGGUCACCAGCUGAUUGCCCUUGCUGCUGGCGCAAAGACGAUCAAGCUCAAGUACGGCAACCGUGCCCACAACAUCCCGGCCCUCGACUUGAGCACCGGCAAGUGCCACAUCACCUCGCAGAACCACGGAUAUGCUGUGGACCCCACCACUCUGUCCAGCGAGUGGAGGGAGUACUUCACGAACCUCAACGACCAGUCCAACGAGGGUCUGAUCCACAACUCGCGCCCCAUUUUCAGCGCGCAGUUCCACCCCGAAGCCAAGGGCGGACCGCUCGACUCGGCCUACCUGUUCGACAAGUACGUUGAGAAUGUGCAGAAGUACAAGGACCACCAGUCGACCUUCUCCAACAAGAGCAACAAGCCCAGCGCCGUUCUCGUUGACCUCCUCAGCAAGGAGCGUGUUGGCGUGCACCCGGACCAGCCCGACUUUGACAAUACGAAGCCUUCGGUUGUCGUUGGAGGUGCGGUGCCCUCGUACCAGCCCAUUUCCACGGCGGCCUAG
Ascochyta rabiei is the source of this 1434-nucleotide messenger RNA. RefSeq names its product Carbamoyl-phosphate synthase (glutamine-hydrolyzing). NCBI's taxonomy places the organism in Eukaryota, Fungi, Ascomycota, Dothideomycetes, Pleosporales, Didymellaceae. Gene Ontology annotation, cellular component: carbamoyl-phosphate synthase complex; cytoplasm. The transcript is spliced from 2 exons. Gene Ontology annotation, biological process: L-arginine biosynthetic process; L-glutamine metabolic process; 'de novo' pyrimidine nucleobase biosynthetic process. The coding region runs from base 1 to 1434 and encodes 477 amino acids. Gene Ontology annotation, molecular function: carbamoyl-phosphate synthase (glutamine-hydrolyzing) activity. The record is from RefSeq and is a predicted model, not a curated record.